Penicillium canariense is the source of this 450-nucleotide messenger RNA. Its product is annotated as polysaccharide biosynthesis domain-containing protein. The coding region runs from base 1 to 450 and encodes 149 amino acids. The record is from RefSeq and is a predicted model, not a curated record. Gene Ontology annotation, cellular component: cytoplasm. Lineage: Eukaryota; Fungi; Ascomycota; Eurotiomycetes; Eurotiales; Aspergillaceae. The transcript has 5 exons.
AUGUCGAAGCCAUUUGAUCCCGAGACGGCCGAUAACCUUGAGGAUAUGGAAAAGCAGUUCGCAGUGAAGGCUGUCGAACAUCUCAUGACAUACUGGGCCAUUCUUGAGAAAGUCAGGGGCUCGCAGCUGCGCCUGACCAAGAUGGAUGACGAGAUCUACGAAUCCUUCAAGACUGAGUUCCCUGAUUUCGAUCCCGCCGCGACCAUCAACGAGGACGACAUGAAGAGCAAGGCUGGCAAGGAGAAGUGGCGCAACUGGGUCAACCAGUACGAGAAGAAGAUUGAGGAUUUCAACUUUGGCACGAUCGUUCGAACCCGCGCCGAUGCUGAGUAUGAUCAGGAUACCACCAUUUUCGGUGUUCGCAUGCAAUUCUACGCUAUUGAGAUUGCUCGUAACCGUGCGGGUCUGAAUGACUGGAUUUACGAGCGCGCCCAGAAGGCUAGCUCUUGA